Parnassius mnemosyne (clouded apollo) is the source of this 1143-nucleotide messenger RNA. The record is from the annotation of a GenBank genome assembly. Lineage: Eukaryota; Metazoa; Arthropoda; Insecta; Lepidoptera; Papilionidae.
AUGAAGUGCCAUAUUGUCGUAUUUGGUUUGUCAUUCCUAUGGAAUCAUGUAUUUUCAGAAACUUGCACGACUCCACUUGGAGAAAGGAGUGAUUGUAUUUCCCUCUACAAAUGUAAUGAUUUGUUGGCUGCAUUUGAAGAGCGGCCUUUGAAAAAUGAAGUUAUUAGCUUUCUUAGGCAGUCUCAGUGCGGGUUUGAAGGAUAUGUGCCAAGAGUGUGCUGUGGGCCGUUGCCUACAGAGAGGUCAACAUCCAGGCCUAUCCCGUUGACAACACGAGCAACGUUAACAAACAUGAAAGUCGACCCAGUAUCGCCGGAAGACUCGUUACCAGCACCACAAGACAUAUGUGGCAUAGAUACAAAUGGAGAUCGAAUAUACGGUGGACAAUUUACAGACUUAGACGAAUUUCCAUGGAUGGCCUUACUAGGAUAUAAGACAAAGGAAAACAAAAUGACGUAUCAAUGUGGUGGAGUCCUGAUUAAUAAACGAUAUGUUCUGACUGCUGCUCAUUGUGUCGUUGGCGAAAUUGAACAAGCUGUUGGAAAACUGUCAUCUGCCCGAUUGGGUGAAUACGAUAUUCAAACAGAUAUAGAUUGUAUUGAUCGUGACUGUGCAGACCCUUAUCAAGAAAUUCCCGUAAUAUCGGCUCAUGCUCACCCUGGAUUCGUUGAUGGAAAGAAAAAUAGAGAGGAUGAUAUUGCUUUAGCGCGACUUGCCCAGCGAGUGAAAUAUACCUAUUACGUUCAGCCAAUCUGCUUAGUGGACAACAGCUUGCGUCUGGAUGUUGGCUCUGACGUAUUUGUGGCUGGCUGGGGGAAAACCUUAGCUGGAACUCGUAGCCCCGUAAAGUUGAAGCUUGGUAUGCCUAUAUUCAAUAAAGCUGAAUGUCUAAACAAAUAUAAAAAACUUGGUGCCAUUUUAACCGAUAAACAAAUAUGUGCGGGUGGCGCAUUUGCCGAAGAUGCAUGCAGAGGAGAUUCUGGCGGUCCACUAAUGAGGAAGAGGCCUAAUGGAGCUUGGGAAACAGUUGCCGUUGUUUCAUUUGGAUAUGGAUGUGGACGAGAAGGUUGGCCCGGGGUAUAUUCUUCUGUCGCCAGCUAUCUAGACUGGAUAAAAGAGACCAUGCGCUCCACCAACGUUUAG